AUGGCCUCUGGAUACGGUCUUCACGGAGGCCCCUCGCGGUGCUUCCCCUUCUGGCAGGAGCUCCUCGGCUGCUACGUCGUCAACACCACUGGAGAAGACCACUCCGGUAAAAAGAAGUGCGGCCUAGCGCUGGAAGACUACUACGAGUGCCUGCACCACAAGAAGGAGGCUGCGAGAACGAGGGCACUUCAGGCGGCCUACCGAAAGGCUGAAUCAGCUAGCGCACGAGACAAUGCCCCAAGCGCUGGGCAAAUACGUAACUUGGGCCUCCUUGGCAAAGAAGACGAUACAAAGGUUGUGACUGGGAGUUGA
Colletotrichum truncatum is the source of this 312-nucleotide messenger RNA. RefSeq names its product NADH:ubiquinone oxidoreductase subunit. Lineage: Eukaryota; Fungi; Ascomycota; Sordariomycetes; Glomerellales; Glomerellaceae. Gene Ontology annotation, biological process: mitochondrial respiratory chain complex I assembly. The record is from RefSeq and is a predicted model, not a curated record.